AAUAAUUACACAUCUAAAUUAAAAAUAAAAAUAAAAAUAAAAGUUUACAAACCCAUUAGCCCAUCUGCCCAUGCCUCAUAAUAAAAAAAUAAACCACAAAAACAUCAAAAACCUUAUCCUCCUUCCACACCAUAAACAACACAAAAACUGCCCCUCAUUUCCCACCCCAAAAGACAAAACCCAACACACCAUGGCAACUCUUCACGCCACGCCAUCCCCUUCUUUCACCCUCCCAAAACAUGUUCACUCCACCAAACUCUCCGCUUCGUUCCGGCUCAAUCUCCGGCCUCGCCACAGCUCACGGCGGUCCUACUCUUCCGCCGUCCGAUCCUACAAGGUGGUGGUGGAGCACGAGGGCCAGUCUACCGACCUUGAAGUAGAACCUGAUGAGACAAUACUAGAGAAGGCAUUGGACUCUGGCCUCUCUGUGCCGCAUGACUGCAGGCUCGGCGUGUGCAUGACUUGCCCUGCCAGGCUUCUCAACGGCACGGUCGACCAGAGCGAAGGAAUGCUGAGCGACGAUGUGGUGGAAGGCGGGUACACAUUGCUGUGCGUGUCGUACCCGAAAUCGGAUUGUCACAUUCGGACAAUCCCGGAAGAUGAGCUGCUGUCGCUGCAAUUAGCAACUGCUAAUGACUGAAAUUUUUUGGAUUUUGGCAACUGGGGAAUUGGCACAUGUUUGUAUUGAGUUGAGUUGUGGGUUGUUGAAUACGGGUGAUUUCUGUUUUGUUUUGUCACUCAUGAUGUGUGUUGUGUGCUGCUAAUGUUUUUGUUUUAAGCCUGUAGAUCGAAUAGCCAGUGAUUUUGACUGUUGACAA
This is a messenger RNA of Pyrus x bretschneideri (Chinese white pear), 818 nucleotides long. Its product is annotated as ferredoxin C 1, chloroplastic. Lineage: Eukaryota; Viridiplantae; Streptophyta; Magnoliopsida; Rosales; Rosaceae. Gene Ontology annotation, biological process: electron transport chain. The transcript has a single exon. The coding region runs from base 71 to 640 and encodes 189 amino acids. Gene Ontology annotation, molecular function: 2 iron, 2 sulfur cluster binding; electron transfer activity. The record is from RefSeq and is a predicted model, not a curated record.